Molecule: messenger RNA, 545 nt
Organism: Malaya genurostris
Lineage: Eukaryota; Metazoa; Arthropoda; Insecta; Diptera; Culicidae
Product: acylphosphatase-2-like
Exons: 4
Coding region: 9-482 (157 amino acids)
Molecular function (GO): acylphosphatase activity
Source: RefSeq, a predicted model, not a curated record
AAAAAGCAAUGCGACGACGCGAGCUUUUUAUUUUGAUUCCGCUGAUUCUUUUGUCGGUGAACCGAAUCCAAGCAACCACCGUCGUCGGUCAAGUGCAACAGAAUCCGCUUCCCGGUUGCCCGGCAGCAGGUGAGUCAGAGCUGUUUAACUUGAACGGAGAAUUGUACUGUGCCGAAUCACCCACGAAGAUGGCUAGCAAAUUAUUUUCCUGUGCUUUUGAAGUGUUUGGAAUUGUGCAAGGGGUUUUCUUUCGAAAGCACACCCAAAAACAGGCAAUUACUUUGGGCCUCCACGGUUGGUGCAUGAAUACUCGGGAUGGGACUGUGAAGGGUGUGAUGGAAGGUGAUGAACGGAAUAUCAAUGAAAUGAAGCAUUGGUUGCAGACCAAGGGAAGUCCCAGCAGUCGCAUUGAUAAAGUUGUUUUCGGCGAAAUGGGCGAAAUUCCAAAGUACACUUUCAACGAUUUUGGAAUCAGACGUUAAUUGUUGACAUACGAAUAUUUGCAGCUAUUUAUUUAUAUUUAAUAUAUUUCUUCCACGACGUCA